This is a messenger RNA of Rhopilema esculentum, 741 nucleotides long. RefSeq names its product methionine-R-sulfoxide reductase B3. Gene Ontology annotation, biological process: response to oxidative stress; protein repair. Gene Ontology annotation, cellular component: cytoplasm. The record is from RefSeq and is a predicted model, not a curated record. Lineage: Eukaryota; Metazoa; Cnidaria; Scyphozoa; Rhizostomeae; Rhizostomatidae. Gene Ontology annotation, molecular function: peptide-methionine (R)-S-oxide reductase activity.
UAUCAAACUUAUCACAAUGUUUAUGAGACAUUUUGCUCUGGUUCCAAGGAUUUCAACUGGCAUUUUGAAGUACCGGCCUAAAUUGAGGUUACAAAGUCAAGUUUAUUCAACGCCUUUGGUAGCUUUUCUGGGAAUGAACUUGCUGCGAAUGGUAACAACUUCUGGAAACAGCAUGGGGGAAGAAAGACCAAAAAGUUUUCCUGUCCAGUUCUCUAAAGAGGAGCUUAAAGAAAGACUGACUCCAGAACAAUACCAUGUUACUCAAGAAAGUGGCACAGAAAAGGCUUAUACUGGACAGUAUGAUAAAUUCAUGAAGGAAGGGGUGUAUAAUUGCGUUGUUUGUGGUGAAAAUCUUUUUGACUCAAGUACAAAGUUUGAUUCUGGCUGUGGAUGGCCAGCUUUCUUUGAUCUUUUGGACAAGGAGAAAAUCAAGUAUAUAAAAGAUACAUCUUAUGGAAGGAUUCGUACUGAAGUUGUGUGUGCCAAUUGCGGAGCCCAUCUUGGGCAUGUCUUUGAUGAUGGUCCUCGUCCUACGGGGCAGCGUUAUUGCAUCAAUUCAGCUUCACUGAAUUUUAAAGGAAAAGAUAAGAAAGAUGAACUUUGAAAAGGCUCAUUUUGAAAGGUAUCUGCCAGGAAAGCAGCUUAGUUUGGAUAGAAAUCCUUUUAGAAGAUCUCAUCAUAAUUUCAUUAUCAAUGUAUUUAUCCUUUUUUUUAUUUUCUUAUAAAAUAUUUUCAAUGAGA